UCCUUUAAAUACUGUGAUUGUCAUGAUAGCCUUUGAAGAGUGGUGGUAAGUUCUCUCUGCAGGAGAACCAGGGACCUAAGGAAGCUGAGGUGGCAACAAUAUUAGUAGAAACCAAUCUAAUACUCAACAUCAAGAAAGAGAAGAAGGUCCAUACUGAAAAUUACUAUCCUGAAUGGCUGCUCUUAGGAGAAAGCUAACUGUAGUCGGAGAUGACCGCUGUGGUAAGACAUGCUCCCUCUUUGCUCUGCGUCACGAACAGCUUCCCAAGUCCUGUGAGCCAACCCUGUUCGAUGCUUACACCACUGACAUAGAAGUAGACAGGAAGGAGAUGAAACUAAUUCUUUUCAAUGUGGCAGGGAAGAAUGAAUUCAGUUACCAAAAUCUCCGCUCAGUGUUCUACAAGGACACCGACGUUAUUUUAAUGUGCUUCUCCGUGGACAGGCCUGACUGACAGCAAAACAUCCUUGAUUUUUGGGUUCCAGAAAUUGAACUCUUCUGCUCCAGAGUACCUAUUAUGCUGGUGGCUACCAAGACAGAACUAAGGAGUGAUGAAGGUAUGAAGAAGCAGCUAACUCCAGGCAAAGAGCCAAUUAACACUACAGAAGGAAAAGCUUUAGCUGCCAGCAUUGGGGCAUAUGCUUACCUGGAGUGUUCUGCCAAGACAAAAGAAGGUGUUGAUAUAGCCCUGGAGAUUAUUAGCCAAUGUGCAUUAAAUGAGAAAAGAAGGAGAAAGACGUACUACAGGUGCUGCCAAAUUUUGUAAGAGGAGAGAACAUUAUUUUGUUGUUGGAUUUCAUCAUGUGGAAAGAUAAGUAGAUGUUUUUUGUUGCUGUAGCAUGGAUGCUAUAAGGGCUGCUAUAAGGGCUGCUUUUAUGUUAUAGGACAAAAAAAACCCCUUAUGUCCGCAAAGUGCCACACUGGAAAAGUUAGAUUGGUUUCCUUCUCUACCUCCAAAACAGGCUGAAGACCACAAUUCCAGAUUUGAGUUGAGUACUCAUCUUGAGAAAGGGAAAUGACUAAGCAACAGUUCUCCACAGAGAUUUUUUGAUCAAGGGAGAUACACACAGACUAGGACAGGAACCUAAAGCAGAACUACUGGGACAAGCACAAGAACAUGUUGCUCAGUGAAUCUAAUCCUGGCUUCCUGGUUGCAAGGCUUAGUGGCAAGCAGCUGUGCUGACAAGGGUUCCUAGUAUGCACUCCCUUCCAUACACUUCCUUGAAGGAUGUCCUUAAGGAAGGGAGUCACCACACACAUGCACAGAUGUAUCCAAUAGUCUGCUGUGCUAAUAGCAGUGGGUUUCUCACUGGCAGAACAGGUCUGACUUUCUCUAGGAUUCAUUUGUAGAGCUGGCCUGGGCUUGGUUCCACAAAUGCAUCAGGAAUGCAAUGUGUAGCAUAGGGUACAAUAAAGGCAGUGCUAUCUCCACCUCUUCUUCAGGCACGGGUAAAUUAACUGGGGUAAAACAGCCUAGCUCUGGGGUAGGAUAAUCCAGUUCUUGAUAGAAUUCCUACCUUAAAAGAAGAGAAGUAAAAAGACCAGACUUAAGUUUCUAAACCUCUUUGUCCUUACGGUCUGAAUGUAUCUUAAAUCUUUCUGCCUUUCCUUAGCACAUGCAGACAGAAGACAUGAAGUAAAGGGAAUGCCAACAACCACGCUCUCAGCUUUGCAAGUCAUUAACAAUCUGGAAAGAGACAGAAACAUGUUGUUGACCUAAGCAGAAAAUCUCAGAGAGGCACAGAGAUGGACCAAAAUGGAAAGACUUUGGGUGCAUCUCCAUACUCCUCCCUUCUCUGAAGCACUGAUUGCUGGCAGCCCAAGGAACUGAGUUAUGGACUGACAUUAAAGGUGCAAGUCUGGGAGCAGGCAAAUAAUGUGACUGCAGGAUUUGAAGGCACAUGCUGUAACACAGUAAGUGGACAGAAAAACGUUUUAAGGUAAACUUCUGAUCCUGAAGUAAACGUACAGGGCCAAUUGAGCAUAACUGCCGUGAUUUAAGAGAACAUGGAAGUCUAUCACUUUCUUUUGCUGACUUCCUCAGUGGUGGUUUCAUCAAUCCGGCAGCUUGGUUACAGUUUCCCAGGGGGAAACUAAAUGAGAGUAAACACAAAUUUCUAAACUAACUUUUCCAGGUGAGAGACCUAAUAAAAUACACACUUAAGAUUUUUUCUUACCCAUUCUUCCCAUCAGUAUUUGUCUAUUGAUGAUAUCAUGGGUAGAAAUACUGAGGUUGGACAAGUAUUCAUUAUUGGAGGGGUUGCUGCUUUCCUUCUACAUCACUUUUUAGUAGCAGUUUUGAAGUCCACAAUCACACUGUGGCAUAAUAACAAAUACUUCAAGGAUGACACUUUACAUUUCCAAAAGUACCUUCCUUCCAAGAAUCUCCGAGCACUUUUCAACAUGAAUUACCAACCCACCUCUUGGUGAUAAGUAGGCGUUACUUCCAUUUUCAAAACUGAGAAACUUAAACUGCUGCCUAAAGUGACUGUGAACCAUCUACUUCUUGGAGCUUUCUUUUUCUUGACUUGUUUUCCAUGCCCUUUCCCUUUUCCCUCCUGGACCAUUCUUAACCUCAAUUUCCUCUCUUCUCUGCCUAUAAUAAUCCCCUUGACACAAGCUGGUAUUGUACCCAAACUUUAAAACUAUUCUCCCCAUGCCACUUGCUGUGAGUGUGCGCUGUGCGUUAAGUGCUCUCCCGAUUCAGGUAAUAACAUACUUUAGUGCAUUUCAAAGAGCUGCAUUUAUGUAGAUAGGUUUAAAUUGUUAUUUCCAUUUUAUAUGUGUAUGUGUGGGUGGGGAGGGUUAGACUGCAGAUUAGUUAAAGAACACAAGUGUCUCAGAUGCCUCUGAUGUGGGAUAUUGAAUCUGAGAGAGGCAGUUUUGCAGAGAUGCUAAGCACUUGCUGCUCCCACUACUUGGAAAGUUCAGACCACUUUGGUGAAUCUGAGCUUACGCUGCCUUUUGCUCAGUAGGACACUGCUCAGCCUAUUGAUUGACGUCUGUUUUCAAUCUAAAUAAACAAGUAUUUUUCUCCA
Grus americana (Whooping crane) is the source of this 3035-nucleotide messenger RNA. RefSeq names its product ras-like GTP-binding protein RHO. The transcript is spliced from 2 exons. Gene Ontology annotation, molecular function: GTPase activity; GTP binding. Lineage: Eukaryota; Metazoa; Chordata; Aves; Gruiformes; Gruidae. Gene Ontology annotation, biological process: small GTPase-mediated signal transduction. The record is from RefSeq and is a predicted model, not a curated record.